Molecule: messenger RNA, 1431 nt
Organism: Phycodurus eques (leafy seadragon)
Lineage: Eukaryota; Metazoa; Chordata; Actinopteri; Syngnathiformes; Syngnathidae
Gene: otol1b
Product: otolin 1b
Exons: 4
Coding region: 1-1431 (476 amino acids)
Molecular function (GO): protein binding
Source: RefSeq, a predicted model, not a curated record
AUGAGGCUCAUCUCGCGUCAGUGGACUCUUCUGGCCGUCGUCAUGGUGGCACUCAAUGUGACAUCCUGUAUUGAGGCCAAGAUGACACCCAAGCCCAAGUACCAGUACACCAAGAAGCCUGUCUCUCAGGUCACGGUACACAACCCCGGGAUGCCCGGCCCACCAAAGCCUAAGACGGGCAGCAACCCUGCGGAGCUUCUUCACCCGCUGCCCACCUACCCCAGUCAUGUUUUUCCUCAGGCCCACACCGUGAGCACGGAGCACCCCAGUGUAGGUCCUGACAACUACACACUGGAUUACAACGAGUGUUACUUCAACUUCUGCGAGUGCUGUCCACCUGAGAGAGGCCCCCAAGGGCCAAAGGGAGACGGUGGCCCAGCAGGGCCACCAGGGGAAAGAGGCUUUACCGGAGCAGUUGGCUCACCUGGACCGAAGGGUGCGAGUGGUCCUAGGGGAGUCAAAGGAGACAAAGGGGAAAAGGGUGAAAGAGGAAACACUGGCCCAGCUGGAUACCCUGGAGUUAUGGGGAAACCAGGGCAAAAAGGUGAUGGUGGCCUAAAAGGACAGAAAGGUGCGACAGGUGUGCAAGGCGUCAAAGGCGAAGGAGGGCAGAAAGGCGAACAUGGACAGAAUGGAAACGCUGGUGAGAAAGGAGAACCAGGAAAAGAGGGGCCGACUGGACCCCCCGGAGUAACUCUUGGUCCUAAAGGAGAUAAGGGUGAUAAGGGAGAGUGUGGGACAUUUGGGGAGAGAGGGUCAAAAGGUGAUCGCGGAGACACUGGCUCUCCGGGAAUUCCGGGAGUGAUGGGAAUCCCCGGAAUCAACGGCAAGCACGGGGCUCCGGGUCCCAUCGGUGUCCGUGGGGAUCCUGGACCACCUGGAGCGCAGGGAGAAUCCGGGGUGAGAGGGGCACAGGGACCACAAGGUGUUCGAGGGGUUCAGGGGCCAAAAGGGGAUAGAGGUUACCACGGAAUGAGAGGGGAGCGGGGAAUGCGUGGCUUCAAAGGAGCGAAGGGUUCAGGCGUCCCCCAGAAACGGUCUGCCUUCAGUGUGGGCAUCUCACCGAGGAAGUCCUUCCCUCCGUCCGGCUUCCCAAUCCGCUUUGACAAAGUGUUCUACAACGAAGACAACCACUUCAACGUCACCAGCAACAGCUUUUCGUGCGUCUACGCCGGCGUGUACGUGUUCUCUUUCCACAUCACUGUACGAAAUCAACCCCUACGUGCAACGCUGGUGGUGAAUGGCUCGCGGCGGGUGAGGACACGGGACUCGCUGUACGGCCAAGACAUCGACCAGGCGUCCACUCUGGUGGUGCUUCGUUUGGCGGCGGGUGAUCAGGUGUGGAUGGAGACCCUCAGAGACUGGAACGGCGUGUACGCCAGCAGUGAGGAUGACAGCAUCUUCUCCGGAUUUCUACUUUACUCACCCUGA